Messenger RNA from Stegastes partitus (bicolor damselfish), 2052 nucleotides. RefSeq names its product galactose-3-O-sulfotransferase 2 (gene gal3st2). The transcript is spliced from 7 exons. NCBI's taxonomy places the organism in Eukaryota, Metazoa, Chordata, Actinopteri, Pomacentridae. Gene Ontology annotation, biological process: glycolipid biosynthetic process. Gene Ontology annotation, molecular function: galactosylceramide sulfotransferase activity. Bases 1 to 2052 code for a protein of 683 amino acids. Gene Ontology annotation, cellular component: membrane. The record is from RefSeq and is a predicted model, not a curated record.
AUGUUAUUUUGGUCUUUCAGGAGAUGGCUGUGCAGCAGGCAUCAUUCUCUGUGUGUACUACUCAUCUUGCUCGUGGUCUGUAUUGCAAUUCAGACCUUUGUCGCCCGCCAAACCAGAAUCGGCAUGGUUUUUAAUGCAGGCCUUGACAAAAAGGUCAACAGUCGCAAAUUUAGAUCCAAUUUUUUAGAAGCUCAUGGAAAUAGUGGUCCUACUAAAGCAAACUGCUACCCACAGUCUCACAUUGUUUUCCUCAAGACACACAAAACGGCAAGCAGCACCAUUCUAAAUAUCCUAUAUCGCUAUGGGGAAAGCAGGAACUUGACCUUCGCCCUUCCUCUAAACAAACACAGCCAGUUGUUUUAUCCAUUCUUCUUUGCAUCACAUUUUGUGGAAGGAGUCAGCAGCAGAAAUGUGAAACAAUUCCACAUCAUGUGCAACCACAUGAGAUUUAAAAAAUCUGAGGUGGAAAAGGUGAUGCCUGAGGAUACCUUCUACUUUUCCAUCCUGAGACAUCCUGUGGCUAUGAUGGAAUCCAUCUUUAUUUACUUCAAGAGCAUUCCAGCCUUCCAUAACACCUAUAGCCUGGAUGACUUCUUAGACCACAGCUGGAGAAACUAUAACUCAUCAGUCCUCAACAAUCACUAUGCUCACAAUAUCCUGGCUUUUGACUUUGGCUUUGACAACAAUGUUGCAGCUGGUGCUGAAGACUUGGAGGAAAGAGCCACCGUGGCUAUUGCAGCAAUAGAACAGGACUUCAACCUUAUUCUUAUUUCAGAAUACUUUGACGAGUCCAUGAUCUUGCUAAAGCAUGUUCUCUGCUGGUCAUUGGAAGAUGUGGUUUCAUUCCGGCUUAACAGUCGCAGUGAAAAAAAUCGCCACCAUCUUUUACAUGCCACUGCAGAGAAAAUCAAAAAGUGGAAUGCUUUAGACUGGAGAAUUUACCUGCAUUUUAACACCACCUUCUGGCACAAAGUGGAUAGUCUGGUUGGACAAGAAAAGCUGAAUAGGGAAAUAUCUCAGUUGAAAGAUCUACAAGCCAAGCUAGCAAACACCUGCCUCAAAGAUGGGGGGGCAGUAGACCCAUCACAUGUAAAAGACGCUGGGCUGAAGCCAUUCCAGUAUGGAGCAGCUGUAAUUCAAGGCUAUAACCUAAACCCACACCUAGAUAGACAAAUGAAAACAAAAUGUCAGAGACUUGUAACACCAGAACUGCAGUAUACAGACCAUUUGUACACACAGCAAUUCCCACAGGAAGCUGCAAAGCACAGACAAGCAACUAAAAUAGUUAGUCGCCACCGCUCAGACAAAACUGCCAUGAGAGGAAUGAUCCAAGAGAUUGGCCAUCAGAAACAAUCAAAUCUCAAAAACCAAGCAGCUUCCACAAUUGCCCUGGACACCCUAGGCCAGCGGUCGAUGAUCGACUUUGUAGUUGUAUCAUCAGACCUCCGGCUGCGUGUCUCAGACACUCGGGUAAAGAGAGGGGCAGAGCUGUCCACCGAUCACCACCUGGUGGUGAGUUGGAUUCGCUGGCAGGGUAAGAAGCUGGUCAGACCGGACAGACCUAAGCGUAUCAUGAAGGUCUGUUGGGAACGUCUGGUGGAACCCUCUGUCAGCAGAGUUUUCUACUCCCACCUCCAGGAGAGCUUCUCCCAGAUUCCGAGGGAGGUUGCAGACAUGGAGGCUGAGUGGUCCAUGUUCUCCUCCUCCAUUGUCGCUGCGGCUGCUUGUAGUGGUGGUCGUAUGGUCUCUGGUGCCUGUCGCGGCAGCAAUUCCCGAACCCGGUGGUGGCAGCCAGAAGAAAGAGAUGCCGUAAAGCUGAAGAAGGAGUCCUAUCGCUCAUUUUUGGCCUGUGGGACUCCUGAAGCAGCUGACGAGGAAGCAGAGACUGUGGACUCAGAGGCGGACUCACCCAUCACCCGGGCUGAAGUCACCGAGGUGGUUAGAAAGCUCCCCGGUGGCGGAGCUCCAGGGGUGGAUGAGAUCCGUCCUGAAUACCUCAAGACUCUGGAUGUUCAAAUCAGAACCUCCAGCGUGCACUGGGGCAGUUUGUAG